UUUUCAGUUCACAUUUUACAUUGGAUAUGCUCGUUUCAGCAUUCAUCCAGAUCGGUUUAUUUGCAUUUGUGUAAAAGGAUAUGUGAACCGCUCAAGUGGAUUGACUGUUUUAGUUAUCAUAAAAAAAAAACAUAGUUGCUGUUUAUAGUCUACAGCAUCAGCUGGAAAAAUGUCACACAAUGAACGGAAAGCUCGUUUGAGUGCUGUUAAAUUUAUGGAAUUGGGCUUUUCCGCUGCGUGUCUGGCAUUACAUUUCUACAGCUUCGACGACCGAGACAUACUGACCUCGUUUGUGGCGACUGGCACCUUUUCGGGAUACAUAAUUGUAGUGGUGGGUAUUUUUGCAGGUGUCCUAAUGCGCGCGCCUAUACACAGACGCAUCGACAUAUUCUACAGUGUGCUCGGCUGUGGCCUCUUCAUCGCCUCGGGUGUCUUCAUAAUCGAGGCUUGGGAAUUUUCAUUUCGUACACGUACACGCGAUUUGGCGCUCAUUAAGGCCUCGCUAGCCAUUGUCAAUGGGGUAUUGUUUGGUUUCGAUGCCAUUUUUACAUUUCGUGACAAAUGAAGGAGACGAAGGAGAAGCGCACGCAGUCGAAGAGGCGGAAGAGGAGUUUCCGGAAUUACCAGAAUUUUACAGAGUUUUUUAAAGCAUCAAAUUCAUAUGUCAUUUUUAUUUUUAUUUUGAAUUAAUAAUUUAAAUUUACUAUAGAACUAGAUUUCUAUUUUUAUGACAUUAAAUUACUCAAUAAUUUUUUA
Messenger RNA from Anastrepha obliqua, 756 nucleotides. RefSeq lists its product as uncharacterized. Gene Ontology annotation, biological process: septate junction assembly. Bases 170 to 565 code for a protein of 131 amino acids. Lineage: Eukaryota; Metazoa; Arthropoda; Insecta; Diptera; Tephritidae. The transcript is spliced from 3 exons. The record is from RefSeq and is a predicted model, not a curated record.